AUGUCUUGCUACAAGGGAAAGUACGCUGAUGAGCUCAUUGCCAAUGCCCACUACAUUGGCACCCCUGGCAAAGGUAUCCUGGCAGCCGAUGAAUCCACUGGCACAAUCGGCAAGCGUCUCUCAAGCAUCAACGUCGAGAACGUCGAGUCCAACCGGAGGGCCCUUCGUGAGCUCCUUUUCACUGCCCCCGGUGCCCUUCAAUACCUCAGUGGUGUUAUCCUCUUUGAGGAAACUCUGUACCAGAAGACAGCUGAUGGCAAACCCUUUGUUGAUGUCCUGAAGGAAGGUGGUGUCCUCCCUGGAAUCAAGGUCGACAAGGGCACUGUCGAGCUCGCUGGAACCAACGGCGAGACCACCACUCAGGGCCUCGACGGGCUCGCCCAACGCUGCCAGAAGUACUAUGAGGCCGGGGCCCGCUUUGCCAAGUGGCGUGCUGUCCUCAAGAUCGGCCCCAAUGAGCCCUCCCAGCUGGCUAUCAAUGAGAAUGCCAACGGGCUGGCCCGCUACGCCAUCAUCUGCCAGGAAAAUGGGCUGGUCCCUAUCGUCGAGCCCGAGAUCCUAGUUGACGGGCCCCACGACAUUGAACGGUGUGCUGACGUGACCGAGCGGGUUCUAGCAGCCUGCUACAAGGCCCUUAAUGACCACCACGUUCUUUUGGAGGGUACCCUUCUGAAGCCCAAUAUGGUCACGCCCGGGUCGGAGUCUGCCAAGGUGGCGCCUGAGGUGGUGGCUGAGUACACCGUUCGGGCCCUGCAACGCACGAUGCCGGCUGCUGUCCCGGCUGUGGUGUUUUUGUCGGGUGGGCAGAGUGAAGAGGAGGCCACGCGCAAUCUAAACGCAAUGAACAAGCUCAAGACGAAGAAGCCUUGGACCCUGUCAUUCUCGUUCGGGCGGGCCUUGCAGCAGAGCACACUCAAGGCAUGGGCUGGGAAGGAAGAGAACAUUCCCAAGGCCCAAGCGGCCUUGCUGGCCAGGUGCAAGGCUAACUCGGAGGCGACUCUUGGGACGUAUGAGGGUAGCGGUAGCCUGAGUGAGGGUGCGUCGGAGAGUCUUCAUGUCAAGGACUACAAGUAUUAG
Striga hermonthica is the source of this 1077-nucleotide messenger RNA. Lineage: Eukaryota; Viridiplantae; Streptophyta; Magnoliopsida; Lamiales; Orobanchaceae. The record is from the annotation of a GenBank genome assembly.